ACUCAAUCUUGGUAGUUUACAAAUACACCAAUUCAAAUUAAUUGAAAUAUUUGUUAUAUCCAUGUUACCCAUGCUUGGAACUAAAUACAGUUGGGUGAUAAAAAUUGCGGAUAUGCAACGAUACUUAAUAACAGUUCCAUGCAGAUACCAGAUUAUAAAUAUAAGCCAAAUAGCUAGGCAAAAUUUAGUUGUUGGUGAGACUCUGGAGUUUCAAGUGAGUUGUGAACAAGGGCUUAAUUUUCAUGUUCCGUUGCAUUGGAGUUGAUGACCUACCGAAAAAUAUACACACCCAUUUAUUUACGUAUACAUACUUAGAUACUUAGGGACCAUCUAUUUUCAAUCAGAAAUAACUUCGAAAGAUGUGGUUACUGGAAAUAUUUUCAUGUAUUUUUUUAUUUUCUGGAAUUCAAUGUCACCUAAUGCAUUCAGAGGUGCUAGAUUAUGAUGAUCUAGAUACAGACUAUAACAAUGGUUUUGAUGGGUUGCGACGUGCAUUUAGAGAUGGACUUCCUGAGAGACGGGAAUAUCAACAGCAAUGUCCCCGAACAUUGCCUUGUGAUAUAAUGGCAGAGCCUUUAAAGACUAUCCAUGCCCUCCUUAUUCAGUUGGAAGCACUUACUAGUUCUUAUUGUAACAAAGGACUCCGUACCGCAAGAUUUCAAUCACCAAAUCUACCACCGGUCUCAACGGAUUUCAUGCAGCUAAACCAUUUUUCUCAAUCACUUGACAAUGCUGCGUUUCCUAAGAUUCUUCCUUAUCAUCCCCCUGGAGCUGCUAAGUAUGGCUUAGAACAGCUCAAGCCAAAUAUCUUGGGUCAAGUUAUGUACCCAAGUAUGCAUACAGGAAGACAAUAUCAAGCCCACAAAAAACUCAGAACAAAGGCAUGUACUUCAAGGCGAUCUGGUAGUGGAGGGGAAAAACACACCGCUGUAUCGGCAUUGCCGCAACCAGUCCCAGAAGAAGAAAAGGGUCAUGUAACGACGGAGAUUAUACCUGACGCGGUUGAAACACGAGCAGAGGAUGAGGUUGAAAGCGCAGUUACUAUACCAAAUCAUGACAGUACUCGGUUAUUACCGAACUACGAAGGGCCGGAAGAUAUCAAGGUUGAUUGAUCAUAUAAAUUAGUGCAAUGUACAACUCGUAUUUAAAAUUUCCAACUAAAUACAAAUAAUUAAAAAAAUAUCCAAUGACAA
This is a messenger RNA of Athalia rosae (coleseed sawfly), 1193 nucleotides long. RefSeq lists its product as uncharacterized. The record is from RefSeq and is a predicted model, not a curated record. NCBI's taxonomy places the organism in Eukaryota, Metazoa, Arthropoda, Insecta, Hymenoptera, Athaliidae. The transcript is spliced from 4 exons. Bases 360 to 1112 code for a protein of 250 amino acids.